AUGGAGAAAUUGUCCGUUUACCAUGGAGCAAUUGGUAUGAAGGAGGGGGAGAGGCAACUGGCGCUGGAUGGACGAGAUGGAUGCUACUUGAUACGAAACAGCGAUUCUGUACCAGGCAUCUACUGCCUCUGUGUGCUGUGCCAAGGAGUUGUCUACACAUAUAGACUUUACAAGCAUGAUGGCGGUUCAUGGGCUGCAGAGAGCGUUCCCGGUGUACCAAAACGGCAUUUCCGUAAAAUCACCAACUUGAUAGCAGCUUUCCAGCAACCCGGACAAGGAAUCGCCAUGCCUCUGCUUUACCCUGUCAUUGCCCAGAGACGGGCGUAAACACACACAGCGGUGUGGACACCCAGUAAUAGCCUGUCACCAACAUAAGGCAGCUCGAGUACUCUGCUUCAGCUGUCGGGUGCUGCUAAGAAACACAAAAUUGAAAAAGAAAACCUCAUGGAGAAUCUUGGUUAG
Molecule: messenger RNA, 462 nt
Organism: Nerophis lumbriciformis (worm pipefish)
Lineage: Eukaryota; Metazoa; Chordata; Actinopteri; Syngnathiformes; Syngnathidae
Source: RefSeq, a predicted model, not a curated record